AUGUCCGACAGCACCUCUAUCCCGCCCGGUCCCUCGGAGCUGCUGGUAAGCUCGUCCCUGGGCCCGUCGCCACCGCCGGCCGGCCCUGAUCCCGCUUCCUCCCAAGGAGGUGCCAAGAAGUCAUCGCGCCGAGCCGCCGACCUGCCGAGCCAUAAGAGACGCUGCAUCAGCACGGCUUGCAUUGCGUGCCGAAAACGCAAGUCCAAGUGCGACGGCGCACUGCCCAGCUGCGCCGCCUGCGCCAGCGUCUACGGCACCGAGUGCAUCUACGACCCAAACUCGGACCAUCGCCGCAAGGGCGUCUACCGUGAACGCGCUGACAGCCUCAAGGCCCGCAGCUCAACCCUGCAGACAAUUAUCGAGGCCAUUCUCAAUGCAUCUGAGGACCACGUCCCCGAGAUUGUCCGCAAGCUUCGCGCCUGCGACAAUCUCGACGUCGUUGCCCAGCAACUCGCCACUUCGGCCGCUCACGGCAGCCGCGCCGCCACCCCUGAGCACACCGACGACGAAGGGGAUGCCGCGGCAUACACGCCAAUCCAGGGCGAGUCGGAGCUGGCCCGCAAGAUGGGCGAGCUCAGGGUAGAAAACGGCUCGGUCCGCUUCAUCGGCGGCACCUCGCAUCUUAUUUACCUGGACAAUCCCGGCGAUGAAUCGCACGCCGACUCCGCCUUGCACCAGGUCCCCCUGAACGACAACCCAGUCACCUCUUGGACCUGCGUCACCACCGACGCCCACCUAAUCACCCACCUCAUCGACAUGUACUUCAACUAUCACUACGCCUACUUCACUACCCUCUCCAAGAAGCUUUUUUGGCGUGACUUUGCCAAGGGCGCGUCCGGCGUGAGCGGCGACGCAACUGCCCACUGCUCUCCCCUGCUCGUCAACGCCAUCCUGGCUCUUGGCUGCCAUUUCACCGACUUUGCCGGCGCCUACGCCGUGCCUGGAGAUAGCAGGACAAAGGGCGAUCACUUCUUUGCCGAGGCGAAGCGCCUGAUCCUGGCCAACGACGAGUUUGCGAAGCCGCGCCUUGUUACCGUCCAGGCCCUGGCACUCAUGUCGGUUCGAGAAGCCGGCUGUGCCCGCGAGGCCAAAGGGUGGGUCUACAGUGGCAUGAGCUUCCGCAUGGCCCAGGACCUGGGCCUCAACCUCGAAAUUCACGGAGCCUCCAAGAAGCUGAUAAGCGACGAGGAGAUUGAUGCGAGAAAGAUCACCUUCUGGGGCUGCUUCCUCUUCGACAAAUGCUGGUCCAACUACCUCGGCAGACUGCCUCAGCUACCCAAAAGCGGUUCCAACGUGUCCAAGUUCGACGUCUUCCCUGACGAGGACGCCGCGACGUGGUACCCGCUCACCGACAAGGGCCGCAGCAAUGCUUAUCAGCAGCCAUGGAGGACACGAGCGUCGGCUCUGCAGCUCUCGAGUUUGUCUGAGAUUAGCAGCGACCUUCUCAUCUUCUUUUAUCAUCCCAAUCACAUUGGCCGAUCCCGUGGCAAAUCCGCAGAGCUCAAGAUGCUGGGCGAGAUUCACCAGCGGCUGGAGGAAUGGCGCAAGCAGUUGCCCAAGGAGUUUGAGCCUCGUGAAGGGCAACUGCCCAAUGUGAUCCUCAUGCACAUGUUCUUUCAUCUACAGUACAUUCACCUCUUCCGGCCAUUCCUCAAGUACGCGCCUUCGGCCUCGCCAUUGCCCGGCCACGUCUCUCCGCGGAGGAUUUGCACGGCGAAUGCCGGGGCCAUUUCAAAGCUCACGCGGCUUUACAAGAAGGCCUACGACCUCCGGCAAAUCUGCAACAUUGCCGUGUACAUGAUCCACAGCGCCUCCACCAUUCACCUGCUCAACUUGCCCGACAAGAGCGCCAGGCGCGACAUCACGCACGGGGUGAAGCACCUAGAGGAAAUAGCCGAGGACUGGCUCUGUGCACGGCGAACCUUGAGCAUGCUUAGCGUUCUUGCCAGGAAAUGGCGAUGCGAGCUGCCAGAGGACGCGGCAAGUACCCUCAAGCGGGCCGACGAGAAGUACGGCUACUUCAGCGCGUCUGACGUCCCCUCGCCCGGGUCGAGCACACAGUCGACGAUGCUGUCAGACGAGGACGCGGCCAUGGUUUCCCAAAAGGACAACAGCCCGCUCAGCCACUACACGCAGGCACACAUGACUCAGUUUACACCGCCCGCCGCAAGCUUGGACAGCCAGAUGCCCAUGAUGCCGCCGGCGCUACAGAUGAUGGGAGGUGGCCCUCGCCUUGGGCCGCAGCACCACCAGGACCUGCCCUUUGACGCUGGACAGAUGGACUUUAACCCCGACGUACUCAACGGGUGGACGCGCCAACCUACGAGCGUGCCGGAGUCUGGCUAUGACUCGCCGCUGGUCGCCGUCAACGGGAACGGCAUGGUACCCGAGGGCAAUAACCAGUCUAGCACCCGGCAGGUGCCGCCCGGGCAAGGGGUCGCCUUUGACAGCCAGCGCUGGAUGCUCAACGACAGUGCGAGGUGGCAUCAAACCUUUGGAAGCUGGGACGUGGGCGAAAGCGUCCCAGCAGGGGGGUCCGUCUUCAUGUUCGGCAACGAUAGAAGCAACGGGAUACAUCAAGGCACCCCCGACGCCGGUAACCAUGGCCGGGCUAACAUGGAGGGACUCGCGGCUUCGUCGAGCGAUAAAGGCUGGCUGCCUGACCUGGAGUGA
Molecule: messenger RNA, 2673 nt
Organism: Hirsutella rhossiliensis
Lineage: Eukaryota; Fungi; Ascomycota; Sordariomycetes; Hypocreales; Ophiocordycipitaceae
Product: fungal specific transcription factor domain-containing protein
Exons: 2
Coding region: 1-2673 (890 amino acids)
Biological process (GO): regulation of DNA-templated transcription; DNA-templated transcription
Molecular function (GO): DNA binding; DNA-binding transcription factor activity, RNA polymerase II-specific; zinc ion binding
Source: RefSeq, a predicted model, not a curated record